AUGGAUCGUAUUUUUCUUGCAGCGAGCUCUGGCAAGCUGGACAAUCUGAUAGCCAUCUUCGAAGGCAGAGCCGGCAUUGACACGAGAGAAAUCAGCAUACAUCUACCAAAUGAAGAAGGUCAAUUCCUUAUCCAUGUUGCUUCGCAGCGUGGCCAUACCGAUAUUGCAAAAUUCCUCGUUAAUCUAGGAGCUCAGUUGGACCAAGGAGACAGGUACGAGAAUACAGCUCUACACUAUGCUUCGUCGUGUGGUAAAUUGGAUGUGGUGCAGUAUCUCUUAAGCAAGGGCGCGGAUAUUGAAAAGUGUGAUAUGAAUCGCGUGAGGGCACUUCACUGCGCUGCAUCUAAAGGUAAUCUAGAUGUUGCUAUUUGCCUUAUCAGAGAAGGAGCUGAGAUUGAGGCUGUACAAAAGGACGGGAGGACGCCUCUUCACUACGCAUCUUGCUAUGGUCGCGGUGCUGUGGUUGGGUAUCUUAUCAGUAAGAGGGCACAACUAGAUGCAGUAGAUAAUCAUGGUCGGACUCCUCUCCUAGAGGCUUCGUCCAAUGGUCACGUGAACGCUGUUCAGUAUCUCACGACGAAAGGAGCAGAGUUGGAGAAAGUGGAUGACAAAGGAAGAACGGCAUUGCUCGAAGCAUCCAGCAAUGGUCACCUGAAAGUUGUCGAGUAUCUCCUUGGUAAAGGGGCGAAGCUGGAGAUAGAGGAUAAAGAUGGCCGAACACCUCUCUACUAUGCAUCACUCAAUGCCCACCUGGAUACCGUUCAGUGUCUUCUUGACAAGGGAGCAACGCUUGAGAAACCUAAAAGGGAUGGUUUAACCCCUCUCAUUAGGGCAACAUGCAGCGGUGAUCUUCCAGUGAUGAAGUACCUAGUAGAUAACGGAGCCAACCUUGAUGCAGUUAAUAUAAAAAACAUGUCACCACUGCAUUUUGCCUCAUCCAAAGGGUACCUUGACGUGGUUCAAUAUCUCGUUAGUAAAGGGUCACACUUAGACAAGGUGGACAAAGAUGGUUUGACGCCGCUACAUUAUGCAUCAGCCAAUGGCCAUACCGAAGUUACCAGGUUUCUUGUAGACACAGGAGCAGAGACCGAGAAAGGAAGCACGACUGGUGUGACACCUCUUCACUUUGCAGCUGCAAAAGGUCGUCUCGAUGUCGUUAGGUAUUUCAUUGGUGAAGGACUAGACCUUGAACGAGUGGAUGAUUCUGGUGAAACAGCUCUUCACAAAGCCGCAUCCAAUGGUCAUCUUGGUGUUGUCCGCUUACUCAUCUUAAAAGGAGCACAAAAGGAUGAAGGUGAUAAAGACGACAUUACACCUCUGCAGAAGGCAUCUUUCAAUGGCCACCUGGACGUUGUCGUACUUCUCGUCUGUCAACAAGCGCAACUUGACAAAGGUGACAGUAAAGGAAUAACUGCCCUUCACUGCGCAUCCGCCAGAGGUCAUCUGAAAGUUGUCCAGUAUCUCGUGAGCAAAGGAGCCAAAGUUGAAAAUGUUGACCAUGAUGAUGUCCCUAGCCCAUUACAUUGCGCUUCCAAGCUUGGUCACCUGGAUAUUGUCAAGUUUUUCGAAAGUCAAGGUGCACUUCUUGAGAAGGGUGAAAGUACCUAGAUGACGCCUCUCCAUCUUGCGUCACGUUGGAUAUCUCCUGGAUAAAGGGCACCGCCUGGUAAGAUCGACGAAUGCGGUAUGACAGCGACAUUCAUGGCAUGCUCUGAGUUAACCUAAAAACAGUUCGCCAACUGGUCAACAGAGGGGCCUUCUCAGCACAGAUGAUGACGGAUUGGGAAUACGCUUCUCUAUACAGCAACCAACGGCCAUCUAGAUGUUAACCAGCAUCAGGAAGAUCGAGGUGUAUAGGUUUUGUCCAUAGUGACAACAGCGGAAAUAUUCUCUUCACAUAAUUCGGUGGCCAUCUUGACCUACUGCGGUACCUUCUUUGUCAAGGAGCCAACACGAGAUUGGCAAUGACGAUGUUCACACUCCUGUUCAUUUGGCAGCUGCUAAUUGCCAUAUCUUCUCUGUCACGGUGACUGGGCAGCUGGAAGCGAUCAACAAAUCAAAAAUUAAUUUCAUGAGCUGCAUAUUUUUUCAAUAAUAACAACCAAAGCACGUUUUUAUUUCACAUCUCACCAAACUGUUUAGCAUGUAUACAUGUGACUUAGAACCGAAAUGGACAAGUGAUUUGCAUUACUUUUAGAGGAUUCAAUAAAUCUUCAAGUAGACUUUAAAUAGCCGUUAAGUUAGUUGUUUGUCAUGCAAUUUACAGUUCAUUACUAAGUAAUAUCUGAAGGUUUCCAUGGCGAAGAAGAAUAGUGUAGUAGAUUUCACGGUACACCAUGUAUCUUU
Molecule: messenger RNA, 2346 nt
Organism: Lytechinus variegatus (green sea urchin)
Lineage: Eukaryota; Metazoa; Echinodermata; Echinoidea; Temnopleuroida; Toxopneustidae
Product: ankyrin repeat, PH and SEC7 domain containing protein secG-like
Exons: 1
Coding region: 1-1608 (535 amino acids)
Biological process (GO): innate immune response
Cellular component (GO): cytoplasm
Molecular function (GO): protein binding
Source: RefSeq, a predicted model, not a curated record